Molecule: messenger RNA, 3720 nt
Organism: Misgurnus anguillicaudatus (oriental weatherfish)
Lineage: Eukaryota; Metazoa; Chordata; Actinopteri; Cypriniformes; Cobitidae
Source: RefSeq, a predicted model, not a curated record
ACUGAUCUGCAGAACAUUUUUGGUUCCCCAAACAACACAAGCCCUCACACAGACGAUGAUUCCCAGCUGAAGCCGUGAUGGAAAGAGGUGGAGUUUGUGUCUGUGUGUGUCUUUGUCUAAAGUUGUAUGGCCCCCAUCUGUCCAAAGACAUGGGCGGAGACACUUUGAAAGUAUGUGUGUGUGUUUGGUAAGAUGGGCGGGGUCUAUAGUGGGAGUUUCAGACUUCUGAAUGAGGUCUGUAGUUUUCUUUCAGCUCUUAAACCCUCACAGCAGUGUGUGGUGGCUCACAGAUGUUUACAAACACUGGAUUAUAACUUCAACACAGACGGAUGAGGACGGAGAGACGUGGCAGCAGAAAUGAAGUUUCAUAUAGUUCGAGACACUCAGAUUCUCAAGUAGGACUGUGCGUUGCACAAGUAAAUCUACUACUACGGUAAAGCAUCUCUACACAUUUCUACUGAUAAACGUCAUCAUAUCGUCCAGUCCUAAUGAAGCAUCUCAUGUUCAAUAAAAGUCACUGCCUAAAAACAUCCAUAGACAUAAAGACUGAUGAAGAAACAUGAAGAAGUGUUUUCUGUUGCGAGCGUGUCUUCUGCUGUCUCUGUUGUGUAUCUACGUGGAGUUCAAAGACUUUUGGCUGAAGGUUUUCGGACCCCAAAAACGACCGUCGUACCUCACGCGUCACAAGAACGUUUCCAAGCCAACAUCUGCUUUGAGAGAUGCUGGAUCGACGUGUUGUCCACCAGUGAAACAUCUCAGAAAGAUUCAUCGAUGGAAAAUUAAACUCGAACCAUGGGCCACCGUAAAACACAGCCUGGAGGAAGAAGCAAACAGAUUCCUCACAUAUAUCUCUACACCAAAGGUGUCCUGUGAGAGACCCGAGUCUGGCCUGUCCAUGUUUGACAGAGAGGAUAAUGAGUCCUGGGUUCUGUGUUUGGACCGCAGAUACAGUCUGACUCAACGCAUUGUCUCUAAACAGUGCAGGGUUUACUCGCUCAGACUGGGAUCAGAAGAUGAUGGACUGGAGCGGACUUUAGCCGGUUCAGGGUGCGAGGUUCACUGUUUUGAUCCCAGUAUCAGAGGAGCUCACCUGCAGGAUUCAAACAUGUGGCUCCACAAACUCUCUGUAGACUGGCGUGAUCCAAACCCAGCGGUACCGCCACAGAGACAACACAGCAGUACCAAGAAACUCGCCACCAUCCUCAAUGACUUCGGCCAUAGACGGGUGGACGUCUUGAAGGUGGACAUGGAAAGUGCCGAAUGGAAGAUUUUAGAGAAUUUGAUUCUAGAAGAAGUAUUGGAUUCAAUCGGCCUGCUGCUUCUAGAGGUGCACCUGCACUGGGCGGGCUUCGAGGUGGGCGGAGAUGAGCCGUCUGUCGUACGCUAUUGGUUCAGCCUGCUCAGGGAAUUGGAGCGUGCUCAUUUUCUCUUGUACCACAGCUACAGUGACCCAGCGAAAGCACGUGUCUUCUUACACAGAAACUUUAAGAACACAAGCAGCUCUUACGUACUGGGCUGGGUGAACACUCAAUUUUUCUCACUAUGAUAAGAGUCACGAGCCGAGUGUUAUGCUUUAAUGGCUGCUCUGUGGAUGUGUGUCCUGUUAUAAUGGCCUACAUUAUUUUGAGAGGGAGCUUGGAGACGGGAAUUAUCUCUCUUAGAGCUCAUCGGGAGCAUCAGAUCACACGUGGGAGAACUGUGGUCGUAUCGGUCCCUGGCUGCUGUCAAACAGGGUUGGAUUAUUUUUCUAGAUUAAAGUGGAACUCUGUGGUAAAAUAAGCUUUAUUUUUUCUAUGUGGGAUUAUUUUUUGGACUUUCAUUUUCUUUCAGAUGCUGUUGUCCUAGAGUGAACAUUUCCAAUGGAUUAGAACAAAAAUAUUAUCGGAAAAUAUAAACUAAAAAAAUAAAUGGAGCUCCGCCUCUCCCUUCAGUGCUACGUGUUAUGCUGGAUUCACACCAAAUGCGGUAGAGCCGGCAAAAACACGCUAUUCGCACGUUGUUGGACGCUUGAACGUUUUGAGUUUACUCGCUUCAUUUGCACGUGAAUUCUAGUCAUUCGAGACGUCCUUCUGAAAAUUCGCGUUAUGGGAGGGGCUUCUGUGACUCCGCUCGCUUCCUUUAAUCACGUCACUACUAGAGCAAGCUCCUGAUUGGUUAACGCGCCAUGAUUUUCCGGCAAAGUUCAGAUUUUUCAACUCACGUGUUUCCCGUGGCAACGCUCAAUCCGCGCGAACUAGAUGUGCGAAUGAGGCGGAUUCGCACUAAACGCCUCACUCGCGCCGCAAGACCUCCAGACGCGCGUAAACGCGUCUUUACAUUGACUUAACAUUGAAAUCCCUCGCGCUUGAUGCCUCUACCGCGGCUGGUGUGAACGUAGCUUUAGGGUUGUGCUGAUAUACGAUACUAUCUUCUAUAGACGAUAGUCAAACAUAUGGCCAACAGUGGGCCUUCGUGACGAUAGUUGGCAUGUUUGCCCAUUAUAGUUUAAAAUUAUUAUUAUUAUUAUUAUUAUGCUUGACAUAUGCGCUUUCUCUAGAGAGGUUGGUGGGCACACAGGGGUUUAAAACCAGCGAGUGAGUUGUUCCUGCUUCCUGGUACGCAAAAAAUUACAAAGUGAAAGGGCAUCAACGAUGCACUCGGAUUAAUGGCAUCAGGUUUAAGAAGGUUGUGGUCGUGACAGUGUUGCCAAAUCAGGUUCUUUUUUGUCCACCAAUCCAGUGGCUUAUAUUUAAUAAGUAAACUAUUGCCCCGCCCCAAACAAAAUAGUGUAUCGCAAUCUCACAGGCUGACGAUAGGACGAUCUCACUAUGGGAGCAUAUCGCCCAACACUACUAAGUGUCUUACAUAUUGUUUUCAUUCAAAUGAUUGUAUAUUAUAACCUAAAGGCGGGGUGCAGGAUUUUUGAAAAAGCUUUGGAAAAGGGAAUCGGGCCGACAACCAAAUCACAGCCAAUCAGCAGCAAGGGGCGUGUCUACUAACCGACAUCAUAGCUUGGGCUGCGUAUGUGUGGGACGGGUCUAUCAAAAGCACAUCCAGAUUCUAUUGGGGUUGGGACGUGUUUGUUUAGGUGAUUUUAAAUGUCAACAUUGGCUUUCAGAAAUCAUGCACCCCGCCUUUAAGGCUGCUGAGUUGCUGCAUUUCUUUACUUCUGUUUUGCGUAUUACAGUUUUCUGGAACGUCACAUCAAAAAGCUGUUUGAUUGUUGCAUAAAGUAUAGUUAGUUUUUACCUGUAUGCUUAAAAGUACGUGCAUGGCCGGACGCAUAGCCUUGCAAAGCAUAGUUUAUGUGUACACAGAGAGACGUUCAACGCAUGCACGUUGCGACAAAAUGCAAACACGUCUCUUGGGAUACUACAUUCUCCUGUAAGUGCAUGCGCAACCUACACUUACAAAGUGUGCAUGCGGACCCUCAUGCACGUGUAAAACCAUAACUAUACUUUUAGCUUAAAAUUAAAUUAAGAAUAUUUUGUAGUAUUACUUUUUUUCUAAUUUUGGUGUUGCAUUCAAAAAAGUGUGAUUAUUUUAUUGGUUUGUAGUUUUUCCAACUCACAAAAUUAAAACUUUUUAUAAAUUACUUUUAAAGAGGCCAUUUUCAGUUUGCUUUAAAGUCUAUAUACAAGUUUCAUAUUUGACAAAAGUUUAUAUAUUUUUUUAAAACGAUAGCUCUGUGCAGAGAAUAUAUUUAUUAAGUUAUAUUCUGCAAAUGUGCCAAAUUUGCCA